ACUGGCUCUGCUGUCUUCCAGCACAGCCAGGAAGAGGGCGCGUCGGCGUGGAAGCUGGCUCAGAGGCACGGGAGAGAAGAAAUGGCGGAGAUUGAAAAGGAAGACAUUGAUUCAGAAAAUGCUGGAGCUGAUGAAUAUAGAGCUUGCUUUGAAGAUGAUUUUGAAGAUUACGAAGAUGACUUUGAGGUUUGUGAUGGAGAUGAUGAUAGCUUUAACGAGCUGGAACCAAAAGAGAAAAUUGAAGAGCUUCCUCUGGCCAGAAAAAAGGAGAUACAGGAAAUUCAGAAAGCCAUUAAUGCAGAAAACGAAAGGAUCGGCGAGCUGUCCUGCAGACUGUCUCAGAAGCCAGAUGAAAACAGUUCCCCUGCCAGAGCCCCUGUUUGUGGAAUUUUUGUUGAUUUUGCAACAGCCUCACGCCGUCAGAAGAGUCGGACUCAGGCCCUUAAGCAAAAGACACGCAGUACAAAGCUGCUUCGGCUCAUUGACUUAGAUUUUUCAUUCACUUUCUCUCUCUUGGAUCUACCGCCAGUAAAUGAAUAUGACAUGUAUAUCAGAAACUUUGGGAAAAAAAACACGAAGCAGGCAUAUGUUCAGUACAAUGAAGAUAAUGUUGACAGAGACAUCCAGACUGAAGAGAUAGAGACCAGAGGGGUGUGGACCCAGCACCCCGGAGAGGGCACGGCCGUGUCAGGGGGGAGCAGGAGUGGAGAUCCCUGUGAUGUGGCUGCUGCACCGAAGGUCGACACGCCCAGGCUGUCCAGCUUCCUCCGGGCGGCGUGCCAGGUGAUUGCGGUUUUGCUUGAAGAGGAUCGUGUGGGAGCCGAACCCGGCUGGUGCCCCGGGGCACAGGACAGCACCCUGCAUAUCAGUGAAAACUCCUCUCAGCUGAAUACCAGCCUGCCCUUCCUUCAGAAUCGAGAAGUGUCGUGCUUAUGUGCCUCUCAGGUGUGGAGACAGACGGUAGUGUCUGUGCAUGGGCCGCCCGGAGCCGCGUUCGCCCCCGCACUGGACAGCAGAUACGUGCUGUGCGUGUGGGAUAUCUGGCAGCCUUCGGGGCCUCAGAAGGUCCUGAUAUGUGAGUCGAAGGUCACAUGUUGCUGCUUUAGCCCUUUUAAAGCCUUUUUACUGUUUGCUGGGACAGUGCACGGCUCAGUCGUUGUGUGGGACCUACGAGAAGACCCUAGGAUACAUCAUUAUGUGAAGCUGGGCAAUUGCUUCUGGACCUUCAGGACAGCAACGUUUUCUACUGAUGGUAUCCUGACUUCCGUAAACCACCGCAGUCCUGUUCAAGCGGUAGAACCCAUCUCCACGUCUGUCUACAAAAAACAGAGUUUUGUGCUUUCCCCCUUUUCUACUCAAGAAGAAAUGUCAGGUUUGUCAUUCCACAUUGCUUCCCUGGAUGAAAGUGGGGUUCUCAAUGUGUGGGUGGUUGUUGAAUUACCAAAGGCAGAUAUUGCAGGCUCAGUAAGUGACUUAGGUCUGAUACCUGGAGGGAGGAUAAAGCUGGUGCACAGUGCUGUGAUUCGGCUGAGCGACAGCCUUUCCCAUAAAGGCUGUGAAUUCUGGGGGGCCACACGAACCCUGAAUGUGAAGUUUCUGCCUUCAGACCCUAGGCAUUUCAUUGUGGGCACAGAUGUGGGUCUUAUAAGUCAUGGCACCAGACAAGAUUUGAGAGUAUCUCCUAAAUUGUACAAGCCCCAGCAACCUGGUAUGAGACCAGUCACAGUGAAUGUGAUUGAUUUUUCACCGUUUGGAGAACCAGUAUUCUUGGCCGGCUGUUCAGAUGGAAGCAUCAGGUUACACCAACUGAUGUCCGAGUGCCCUCUCCUUCAGUGGGACGGCAGCACCAACAGCCACGCGGUCAUAGGCCUCCGCUGGUCCUUGACCAGACCUGCCGUGUUUCUGGCCCAGGAUGACACGUCCUGUAUUUAUAUCUGGGAUCUGCUGGAAAGUGAUCUGGGUCCUGUAGCCAAACAGCUCAUCUCCCCAGACAGGCUGGUGGCCAUGACCGUCGUGGGUGAAGCAGAGAAGGCCAGUGGCGGCUUCCUGGCCCUGGUGCUGGCCAGAGCCUCUGGCAGCGUGGACGUCCAGUACCUGAAGAGGGCGUGGGCAGCCCCCGCGGGAGACGAGCUGAGGAAGCUGCGGCUACUCUUGCAGGAAGCCCUGUAGAAGGGGGCUGCAAGAUAGCGGGGUGUGGUCUUGGGGACGGGGGCAGGGCGGAGUGAUGACCCACACGGGAAAGACAGUUGUGUCCGUGUGCAUGUACAUUGAUAGAGGACAGGUAUUCUGUAUGUAACUUACUUUACAAGAAUGUCACCUCAGUGUUCCCAGUGAAUAAAUCACUGUUUUUUGAAUGGAAACAAUAAACAUUUUAGUGUAUGCUGAGCUUGAGAGGAAAUAGUCAUGUCGAUUAUGUUCUUCUCUGAGAAUAUUUCUACUUAUUUUUAGAAUAGCUUUAAAAUAUUAGCACAUCUAUAUUUUAAGCAAUCUACCAUGAAAAUGUACUUUAAUGAACAAUUUUCUUAGUCCUGCCGAAAAGGACAUACUCAGGUAUAAAUUAAAUGGAGUUAUGUCAUUAAA
Messenger RNA from Leptonychotes weddellii (Weddell seal), 2580 nucleotides. Lineage: Eukaryota; Metazoa; Chordata; Mammalia; Carnivora; Phocidae. The record is from RefSeq and is a predicted model, not a curated record.